This is a messenger RNA of Thyridium curvatum, 702 nucleotides long. RefSeq lists its product as uncharacterized. The coding region runs from base 1 to 702 and encodes 233 amino acids. NCBI's taxonomy places the organism in Eukaryota, Fungi, Ascomycota, Sordariomycetes, Thyridiales, Thyridiaceae. The record is from RefSeq and is a predicted model, not a curated record. Gene Ontology annotation, cellular component: mitochondrial intermembrane space; cytosol. Gene Ontology annotation, molecular function: 3,4-dihydroxy-2-butanone-4-phosphate synthase activity. The transcript is spliced from 2 exons. Gene Ontology annotation, biological process: riboflavin biosynthetic process; aerobic respiration.
AUGCCCUCAUCAACGAUCGAGGCGUCCAAGUUCGACUCGAUUCCCGACGCCGUCGAGGCCUUUCGCAACAAUGAGUUUGUCGUCGUGCUCGACGACCCGGGCCGCGAGAACGAGGCCGACCUGAUCAUCGCCGCCGAGGGCUGCACCGCCGAGCAGAUGGCCUUCAUGGUGCGCUACACCUCGGGCCUCAUCUGCGCCCCGAUCCCCGCCGCGCGCACCGCCGAGCUCGAGCUGCCGCAGAUGGUCGCCGCCAACGAGGACCCGCGCUCGACGGCCUACACCAUCUCCGUCGACUCGGCCGACCCGUCCGUCACGACCGGGAUCGGCGCCCACGACCGCGCCCUCGCCGUCCGCGCCCUCGCCGACCCGGCCGCCACCCCGGCCAGCUUCCGCCGCCCGGGCCACAUCUUCCCCCUGCGCGCCGCGCCGGGCGGCGUCCGCCAGCGCCGCGGCCACACCGAGGCCGCGAUAGACCUGUGCCUGCUGGCCGGCAAGAGGCCCGCCGCCGCCAUCUCCGAGCUCGUCGACGACGGCGGCGAGGUCGCGGGCCGCGCGGUGCGCACCGCGCCCGGCAUGAUGCGCGGGGAGCAGUGCGUCGCCUUUGCGCGCAAGUGGGGGCUCAAGGUCUGCACCAUCGAGGACAUGGUGACGUACCUGGAGAAGACGCAGGGCAAGCUCGAGGCCACCAACGGGUCGUCAUGA